GUCAGGUCGCCACACAGCACACUGAGAUUUGAGAGUUUCUCCCGCGCUCACUCAUCUCCACAGCGCGCGACCAACGGUUCGUCAAGGAAAGACGGCGUAAGCUCCGAAUUAAGUUACAAAUAACACCAGGGAGAGUCUUCAUUUUGUUCAUAUUCUCCAACUGUAAGGACCAAGUCGGCCGACAAAGAUUGAUCUGAGGUGCAAUUUGAAGCUUAUGAUGCGAUUUUCUUCAUGGAAACGAAAUGAUGAAAUCACAUAAACUUUGGAUUCUAUAUUUUCAGGACAAUGGCCCCCAGCUGACGGCAGUGACGGAAAGAGACUGAUAUGGAGUUAGACACAACUGCUGCACUGGGCAUAUGGAGCAACAGCUCCAUUCCUGGUUUCCUUCUCAGCGAGAACAUUCUCAAUGACACCUGCAUCUUCAACACUUCAAACUGCGCCAAUGGGACAGAUACUGGGAACCAAUCAGGAACCAGCAUGGCUGGAAUCCUUAUUCCUCUCAUUUACAUAAUUGUUUGCAUCGUUGGCUUGGGAGGAAACUCUUUGGUCAUCCACAUUGUCCUGCACUACUCCAAGACAGAGUCAGUGACCAACAUAUACAUCCUUAAUCUAGCUAUAGCUGAUGAGCUUUUCAUGUUGGGCCUUCCAUUCCUAGCUGUGCAGAAUGCCAUGCACUCCUGGCCCUUCGGCUCCUUCACAUGCAGACUGGUAAUGACCGUAGAUGGCAUUAACCAGUUCACCAGCAUUUUCUGCCUAACCGUGAUGAGCAUUGAUCGCUACCUGGCUGUGGUUCACCCUAUUCGAUCAUCUAAGUGGAGGCGACCUCAAGUGGCAAAGGCUGUGAAUGGGACAAUCUGGGCAUUCUCCUUUUUGGUCGUCUUGCCCGUGGUGAUUUUUGCUAAUGUGCAACGAGAGGGAGGAAUCUGCAACAUAAUUUGGCCAGAGCCAGCCAGAAUCUGGGGAGCAGCAUUUAUCAUCUACACCUCAACUGUUGGGUUUUUCUUUCCCCUGUUAGUCAUCUGCAUGUGCUACCUCCUCAUUGUGAUCAAGGUCCGCAGCUCGGGAAAGAAAGUUCAUGCCACCUCUACCAAACGGCGCAAGUCAGAACGAAAGGUCACACGAAUGGUGGUGAUAGUGGUGGCUGUGUUUGUUUUUUGCUGGAUGCCGUUUUACGCUCUCAACAUCAUAAACCUGGUUGAAUCACUGCGUGACGAGCCACAGGGUCUUCACCUUUUUGUAGUAGUUUUAUCUUAUGCUAACAGCUGUGCCAACCCUAUUGUUUAUGGCUUUCUCUCAGACAACUUCAAGCGAGGUUUCCGGAAGGCUCUGUGUCGCUCCUCACGGAGGGUGGAGAACCAUGAGUCCACAGAGCAGCAGCAUCAGGAGGAAAGAAGAAGGGUGCUGAUGCCCAGGGAAAGUCUUAGAAGAGCAGUGAGAGAUGAUGAAGAUGAGGAAGAAGAAGAGUACAGGGAGGAGAUGACAGAGAUGACAGAAAUCUGCAGGAUUACUCAGAAUGGAAAUGGAAGUGGGCAACCUGAAAGCACACGUGCCCUUUUCAUGGAGAGACCCUCAGCUCCAGGUGUUUCUGAGAUCUGUUACCCAGACAGGAGAGGCUCAGGUGGGGAAGCCAUUGGAAAAGGGCCAGGCUUUGGGCCUGCUGCAACCCUUUUGAAUGGGGCCAAAAAUGGGAAUGUGAAAACACUGCCAGAGGAACCUGUGGAAAAGAACAGCUCAUUGGAGAUCAGCUACUUGUAAAAUAGCUGACAGGAUUUGUCCUAGCUGGAAAAACAGUAUUAUUGUACAUGCCUGCCUACUUCAAAAGAGCCCUUUGUACUACUGGCUUCUAUCAACUCUUCAAAAUGUAAGAAUGGCUUUUCACACUUGAAAAUGUUAACACUGGGUCAUUCUUAACCCAGCCUAUAUGGAAUCCUUUCAUGUUUCACACUGUUUAUACUUUACCCUGGGUUAAUAAUGAAUCCAGAGUAUUUAGUUUUGAGGUUUCACACAGUACAUUCGUUUACCCCAGGUUAAAAUUCUUGUUUGCAUAUUUGCAGUGUCAGUAACAAUGAUUGGACAAAUGUAGCUCGUGCAAGACUAGGGUUGUGCGGUAUAACAGUAAUAAAAAAAAAACAUUAAAAAAUGGUAUGAUAUCAUCUUGUUGAUAAUUUCGGUACCAUACUACAGUAUGGUGCUAUUAGCAACAUUUUAUGGGAUGUGAAAUUUUUUUUA
Molecule: messenger RNA, 2229 nt
Organism: Myxocyprinus asiaticus (Chinese sucker)
Lineage: Eukaryota; Metazoa; Chordata; Actinopteri; Cypriniformes; Catostomidae
Product: somatostatin receptor type 5-like
Exons: 3
Coding region: 325-1755 (476 amino acids)
Biological process (GO): neuropeptide signaling pathway
Cellular component (GO): membrane; neuron projection
Molecular function (GO): somatostatin receptor activity; neuropeptide binding
Source: RefSeq, a predicted model, not a curated record